AUGGACUUUAACCUCCAGUCUUAUUUCAAUGAAUUCGACGUGGAUAGGGAAUAUUCCCUCGACUAUGAUGAUCUCCCUGCUAAGAUAGAAUCCAUAGUUGACGCGUUGGCUCACAAUCCCCAGUACAUCACCACAGACGCGGAUCGCUUUGAAGAGAUUGUUGAAAUCACGCAUGCUUACAAGGGGUUGGACUCCAAGCAGCAAAAGACAUGGUCGUAUCUCAUCACCUCCUCGUUGAAUAAUUUGGCGCAGAUCUACCUGGAGAUUCUUGCGGGAGAAGAUUACCAAGAAGAAGAGGAAUUGGCGGGCCAGUUCAAAACGGUUAUGGAAAGAUUUGGCUACUUGGGCUAUGUCCUUCUCAAGCAUUAUGGAAGCGAGGAUUUUCUGCCGAUAGGGGAGGCACGCUCGCAGAAAAGUGUGCCCCGGGAGCUUUUAGCAAAGUGGAAAACAAACUGCGCCAAUGUUGAAGCUGCCCUCACGGCAGCUAAAGUGAUCAUGACCCUCGACUUGGGGAAAAUGUUCAUCACUACGCCGGAGAGGGAUGCAUUUGUUGAAUUGUUCUCGAGACCAAUCGUCAAUAUGAUGGAGAGUCCAGAAAGGAUGAAGAUUCUUGGUAUAAGGCUCCUUAUGUUUGAAGUUUUGGCCUACGCAGUGACGAAGCACCACCACGGCACAAUCAUGCAGCACUCAUUGAUUCAAUACAUAACCUUCUACCCUCACUUGCCACCUUACAUUGCCGCGUUCCUCAAUACCUUGAGCUCAAAACACCAGCACACCCAUCUCACUGAGCUGGUUUUGCGCGAAAUCGCCCAGACCCGUUUCAACCCGAAUGACACCAAUGGCCCCAAGGCGUUGUCCGAGUUUUUGGUGAAGCUCUCAGAGUUAGAUCCUAUGCAAGUGUUAAAGCAAAUGACCAGCGUCAUCCAGUUGUUGGCAAAUACCAACUACCAGCUACGGUGCGCCGUGAUGGAGGCCUGUGGGAAUGUCGCCGUGGAGUUGUUGAAGCGCAUUGAUCGGUCGUUGACGAAUGAGGAUGACGACAUCCACAACACCGAAACUCAGGCGGCAAGGAUCUUGAACUUGUUGUCCGAGCGAGUUUUGGACCAAAGCAGUUUUGUGCGAGCAAAGGCUAUCCAGGCCUUGACCCGGGUCGCAGAGUUGAAGCUCAAAUUAAGUGAACGAAGAGGAAAGAUGAUCAUAGUGGCGGUCAAAUCAUUAAGCGACAAAAGCACGCUCGUGAGACGAAACGCGAUAAAAUUGCUUGGGAAGCUCGUAUUGAAUCACCCGUUUCAAGGAAAUCAUGGUACCCAUCUAGCUCGCAGAUAUUGGAGAGCUCAGCUUAAGGAAGCUGAAGAAGCGUUAUUGAGCUGCAUGCCGCAACCUUUGAUCGAUACGUCGCCGACUUUGGAUGCCGGUGGUGACGGCAAAAGUAGAAAGACUAGCGACGCCUCAAACGAAGCGUCAGACCUGGAAUCAGAAUCGGGUUCAAACUCGGACGUCUCUAUGCAAGAUGCAGAGGAAAACAACAACGAGGCGGAUGUGGCAACCACCACAAACGAGCACGAGCUGGACGAAUCUGCCCCAGGAAACUCAAACACCUCAGCUAAUUUGAAAGUGCUACCUGAUACCACACAAAUGGCUCGUGCCAAACUAAAAUUUGUGUUUUACAAAGCUGCUGUAGAGUUUAUCGAUGCCGUUGAAGAAGGAACUUAUCUCGUCUGCAAGCUAUUGCUUUCCAGAAACAGGAAUGAAGCCAUCGACUCUAUGGAUUACCUUGUCUUGGCCGACGCGUAUGAAAUUGAAAACGCGAGUGAUGGGAUCAAGAAAAUGUUGCAUUUGAUAUGGACGAAAGGAACUUCCGAAGAAGGGAAAUCUGUCUCUGCUCACUUGAUUGACUGCUACAAAAAUCUAUUUUUGUUGACUCCCGAGGGGUCUCGAGCCGAGAAGUCGGCGCACAUUGCCAAGAACCUCAUGAAUUUGACUGUGCAGGCAUCGCUCUCGGACUUGGUUUCGUUGGAGAAGCUACUUUGCACGAUGUACUCCAUGCACAUGAUCAACGCGGAUGUGGUCACCGUGCUAUGGCAAAUUUACAAGAUCGAUGCAGGAGAUACCGAGGAAGUGAUUGGAAAGCGUCGCGCAGCUAUCAUCAUUCUCGGGAUGCUAGGUAACGAAGACCCUCGAGUGGUGACACAGGGAAUUGAGCUGAUUUUGAAUAUUGGAUUGGGUGACAGUGGUGAGCGAGAUUGCAUAUUGUGUCGAUACUCGUGCAUUGCCUUGCAAAAGACGAGCGGCAAGUGGACGAACAACCCGGUAUCCUCUAGCGACAAGGAAGAAGCUGUACGGAAAUUGCAACACGUGCUUACAAAGUACAGCGACGAUGCCGAAUGGUUUGCGGCAGCUGAGCAAGCGAUUCACGCCUUGUUUUGCAUUUCUCCAAACCCGGUUGACGCAUGUACAAAGGUUUUAAAAAUUAAAACAAACAGUGUUUUCAAAUCCCCAGAUGCGAACGAGAAGCGAUCAAGUGGGCUUUCGCAAUUGCUUUUCUUGGUGGGCCACAUUGCCAUCAAAACCAUUGUUUUCCUCGAAACUCUUGAAGCUCAAUUUAAGAAGAAAAAGCAGGCAGCAGAGGCAAGCGGCAAGGCUAACGCUAGGGCCGAAGAGGACGAUGCAGCACAGGGAAAUGAACUAGAAAUGAUUGGCGGAACAUCGGAGGAUGACUUUGCCGAUGCUGUCUCGCACGUUAGAGAGAAAGAGCUACUAUAUGGCGAAAAGGCCUUGCUAGCUGGGUUUGGAGCUAUGGUGCGACAGAUUUGCUCGUCUCCUAAAAAAUACCGCAAUGCCACUCUCCAAAGACACGCUUGCUUGUGCUUGGUGAAGUUGAUGUGUGUAUCCUCGAUUUAUUGUGAGGAGAAUCUCCCUUUGCUUUUAAGCAUCAUGGAGAGCUCCGCCGAUCCUGUCAUAAGAUGCAACUGCGUCUUGGGACUCGGAGAUCUUGCCAUUAGCUUCAACAGGUUGAUUGACGAAAACACAGACUACAUCUAUCGCCGGCUCACGGAUGAGAACAUCAUGGUUCAAAGGACUUGUUUGAUGACGGUGACAUUUUUGAUUCUUGCUGGCCAAGUCAAGGUCAAGGGCCAAUUGUCGUCGAUGGCAAAGUGUUUGGAACAUCCAGACCAAAAUAUCAGCGAUAUGUGCCGUUUAUUCUUCACUGAGUUGGCAGCCAAGGAUAAUGCAAUCUACAAUGGCUUUAUUGACAUUUUCAGUGGGCUUUCAUUCGAUGAAUCCUUGGGACACGAUGCGUUCAAGAGAAUUUUGAAAUUUUUGAUUGGCUUUGUUGAUAAAGAGCGUCACCAGAAACAAUUGUGCGAGAAGUUGAUGGUGAGAUUGCUGAAAGCUAGAGAUGAGAAGGAGUGGAAAGACGUGGCGUUUGCAUUGGAAACUUUUCCCUUUACCAACGACGAUAUCACCGAGGCUAUAAAGCAAGGCUAUCGGAUGGUGCUGUCGAAAGAAUAA
Molecule: messenger RNA, 3513 nt
Organism: Lodderomyces beijingensis
Lineage: Eukaryota; Fungi; Ascomycota; Pichiomycetes; Serinales; Debaryomycetaceae
Source: the annotation of a GenBank genome assembly